CCUCUGCUCAGAUUCAUUUGAAUUGAUGAGGAAGGAAAAAGAAAUGGCUAAUCAAGAAAAGCAAAAGAUAAUCUGUGAUGAGCAUAAAGAAACUUUGAACCUAGAUAUUGCUAUAAUCGUGGAGGAUUCUGGAGUUGAUAAGAAGGUUGAAAACAAGUACAGUAAAUCCAGGGGAGCUAAGCCGUAUGAUGUUAAAGAAGGUCACCCUGAGAAUCCUGUAUUCUGUUCCUCUGACUUAGUUCAUCAGUUUCGUGAAGGAGAGAAGAAGACUGCUGCUGAUCUAAAGCUCAAUGACCAUGACUCUACAAAAUUUUCUUUUGGAACAAAUGGAAUUGCUCACAAUCUUAUGAAAUCUGCCUCCACUCCUGUUUCAAAGGAAAGCUCUAUGCAAUUAUAUGGUUGUUGUAAUCCAGGAGCUCAUUCUAGUCAAUGCUUGGAAGAAUCCAUUCUGUCAGAGAUCAGUGGACAUAAUUUAACCCAGCAUCACUCGAUCAAUGGAAGGAGCAGUUAUGAUAUAGAGGACUCACAAUCAAGUUGCUCCAAUUAUGAUGAAGCACAUCAGCACUUUCUUUCAUUGUUACAAAAGGGAGCAGGCUUGACUGAUUUGGCAGAAUCCUCAAAGCUAAGCAUGUGGUCCUUAUAUAAACCCAAUGUUUCUGAAACUGGAAAUGACAACAACCAGCUAAACAAAUCAGGCAGAGUAUUUAUAAACAAUUUUGAGAAGAAUCUUUGUGAACAUAUCUCUGGAACAUUUGUAAAGGAUUCACAAUCAACUGCAUUAUCAGGCACCCAAAAAGACUUGACAAGCAGGUACAAAGGGGAUGAUGCAGUUGAGUCUCAGGUCCCACUUCCAGUUGGGGAAAAUUGUAUCAUUCCUUUGACUGUCAAUGGGACUGAACCCAUUGGAGAUGCUGAAGGUAUCAUGCUCUCGGGCUUUGUUAAGCAAACUGGUGUAAAUAAAAGAAAUGGUAAUCUUUGGUUCUCCAAUAUUCAGGCUAAAGUAGGACUUAAUCUUCAGGGAGGGCCAGAGUUGAAGCACAGUUCUCUCAGUAGUUUUGAUAAACUUGACAUUUGUCUGCCUGAUGAGGACAGCCUGAUAACUGCUGAUGACUACGUAUUGCAGCAAGACUCCAUGUUUAUGGCUGCUGGGGAUACCUCAAGUACACCGGUUAAUACUUUUGGGAGGCUAGCAGAUUGUGGUGUUGCUGUUGGUGAGAAAAGAUUUGAUCUAGCAGGUUUUCUAAGGCCUACGUCCUUUGGUGGUUCUCAUGGUCUAGUGAGCUUGGAGACUUCUUUUGAGAGUCUGCGCACACAGCAAUCUUACCCACAGCUCCAGCAUUCUCAGCUGAAGCAACCAAAGGAACAAGGGAGUUGUUCCAAGUCUCAAGAAAGUCUAAAGGGUUUAAGAAUCAAGCCUAAAAAUUUAAAAGCCUGUCCGUGUAAUCUAGAACCUCUUCAGUAUUUUCCUACAAACGUGCAUCUCACUUCCUCCCUGCAUCUCCGAGCUGCUGAAACAGGGUUUGAUCAUUCUGGUAACAAUCAGUUGCCACAGGAGUUACCCAUUCCAGGCUAUUUCCCUCCCCACCAAUUGUAUGGACUGCCAAGAGUUGCAUUUCCUCAACACACUUCCGAUGAAAUGGUUUGUUUUGCACAGGACCAAAAUGCCAUGCUUAAUUCUUCCUUGAGUUUUAAGCGACAAUGCUACAGGGACCUUGAAAAUGCCAGUUCCAGGCAUUUUGAGAUGGGAAUUGAGAGCAAAGCUGAUGCAUCCUCCUACCAUGCUUGGCCAUGAGCAGGAAGUGUUUGCCAAACAGGUUGAAACAGGCUAUAGACAUAUCGGCG
This is a messenger RNA of Theobroma umbraticum, 1842 nucleotides long. RefSeq lists its product as uncharacterized. Lineage: Eukaryota; Viridiplantae; Streptophyta; Magnoliopsida; Malvales; Malvaceae. The record is from RefSeq and is a predicted model, not a curated record.